AUGGAUAUAGGGGAAAAUCUGGAAUCACUCUCACCCGAAAACAGGGACGAAACCCAAAGUGGAAAGUUAUGGAGAUUAAAGGUAGCUUCGAAUGUGUUCUUCGUUUACCACGACGAAGAUGGGUUCGGAAAUGCCAUUGCCCGAGCUCUCAACCCUACUCCCCACCCUUAUACCAAAGUCCCCGAGGUAUUGGAAUUGGAAUUGGGGGAUGUAAAAUUGAAUGGCUCUGUUACUCAAUUGAGAGAUAAAGACAAUUUGAAGUUUUGUGGAUUAAGUGAGGAAUCUGUAGAGCUACUUCAUUUUCAGUGUGUUUGGUUCCUGGCAACAAUGGUAAUGUUAGAUCAUUUGGAGCCGCCAGUACUGCCUCAAGCUAUAUAUUCAGUGCUGACUAAAAUUGCAGAUGCUGAACACAUGUCUUCUACUUUUCCCACUAUCAUAGCCCCUUUUCUUGUACCGGCAUCAAAGCUUAAGUUGGAAGGUAGAUUGUUGACAGCGAAUAGUGGCAAAGUUCCUCUUUAUGAGACUAAUGUAAGUCGAGUCAUUGCUUCCAAAACUCAGAAGCCAUCUCCAUCUUUGCAAAUUCAUUACGAGCCUCUAGCCUGCUUUCUUCACCUGGUCCGUGCUGCAAACUUGCCAACUUCUAUUAUCAUAGGCCAAAGAAGCCAAAGCCCAUUUAAUCAAGCUUUAACUGAGGACAUACAGACUCUCUGUGAGAUUGGCGAGCUUGUGGCAAGUGCCACCGGGACAUACUUCCAGGGAGAAGAAACCAAAACUAAUUGGAUUCCAACAGCAAAGGCAGCAAGUGGUGGUGGUGGAGAGCCAUGGCGCGCAUUCUAUGGUUAAAUGUUUUAGGUUCUUGCAGGAAGCAUAAACUGAGAUUGAACAUGUGAGUGGGUGCAUAUUGUAGUAAAAACUAGGGCCCCUGUUUAUCAGAUAUAAUACAAGUUGCAGUCAGCAGUGGCUUAAAAUAGUUGAAAACUGAUCUUAUAUGUUUCAUAUUUGUGUGAUGAACCAAACAAGCAGGAAGUUCAGUUCCUGAAAGGUGUUCAACAUGUUGAUAUGUGAUCUAACAUGUGUCUUGAACGAUUGUCUGAGUCUGACUG
Molecule: messenger RNA, 1103 nt
Organism: Hibiscus syriacus
Lineage: Eukaryota; Viridiplantae; Streptophyta; Magnoliopsida; Malvales; Malvaceae
Exons: 6
Coding region: 1-843 (280 amino acids)
Source: RefSeq, a predicted model, not a curated record